Canariomyces notabilis is the source of this 1762-nucleotide messenger RNA. RefSeq lists its product as uncharacterized. The record is from RefSeq and is a predicted model, not a curated record. Gene Ontology annotation, cellular component: cytosol; Rpd3L complex. The transcript is spliced from 5 exons. The coding region runs from base 290 to 1762 and encodes 490 amino acids. NCBI's taxonomy places the organism in Eukaryota, Fungi, Ascomycota, Sordariomycetes, Sordariales, Chaetomiaceae. Gene Ontology annotation, biological process: negative regulation of silent mating-type cassette heterochromatin formation; negative regulation of rDNA heterochromatin formation.
AUGUGAUUACGUACCGAUACCCAAUUACAAACAGCCCGGCAGCUUGAUAAAUUACCCUUAGGUAGUGCCGUUGCUGCCCGCCUUCCGCCGUUGGCAGCAAUCCGACCCGAACCACGGAGAGGCUCGAUGUUUGGCUGCUCACUUGCUACCGCUCAAUUCAAAAGCACUCUUCAUUAUUUACCCGUAUUGCGUGAAUCUGGGCGCCGUAACCCGCAUCUUCGCCAUUCAUUCCAGCCACGAUCGAGAACCUACCUUCCAGUUUGGCGUGUCGCGCCCGCGCAGGCUCGAAAUGUCGACGCAGCAGCAAGCCCUGAUCAUGGAGACGAUCCUCGCCAUCAGGAGGACACUGAAACGCAAAGAUUAUGACUCCGACUCGGAUUCCUCGAUAGACCACACCACGAAUCGGGGCAACAAGUUGAAAAAGCGGGCGCGCUUCGUCAAGCAAGGCCGUCUGGUAUCGUCUAUGGGGCCUGCCGCAUACAAGGAGGUCGCUGAACAUGCUGGCUACCACCGAGCAAUCAUAAGCGCAAAUCCGCGGCUGAUCGACGAAGAGGGAUACGACAUUGACAGCGACAAUGACGAGGAGGAAGUCCAAGAGGCCAUUGCCUCGGCUAUGGAAGAUAAUCCGUACUCGUCCGUCCGGCUGGAACAAAUUCUGGCCCCGCUGACUGCCGUUACUGACCUUCCCUCACACCCGACGCUCUCGAAACCGUUUACUUCAAAGGCCCUGACGGAACUGAUCGAGCAGGGGCGCAACCUGAUGCACAAGGAGAAUGCGGCACUAUGGAAGGCCAAACCGCUGCUUACAAAACUCGUUGGCGACAACAUCUGGGCACCCUGUGGCCUUAUGACAUCACCCGACGACAGCGACGCCCUGCUCUUCUCUGAUACCACCAGCUUCUUCAACCGCCCAGCCAGCCGCGUCCCCCAAAAGGCUACGGCGCCUUCGAGCUUGAAUGGAGGACACACGGUAUCGAGCAACGCAUUACUCGAGGUGCCGAAAAGUGACGUUCGACAGGCCGUUUUGCCGGAUGCGCAAGCGGAACAGACCGACGAGGCAGAACCCGGGGCACCAAACCCAACGGACAACGAGGGAAACCAUACACAAGUCUCCCAGUGCCCUGAGCAUAGUGGGCAAGACAAGGAUGGCACGGCUCAAGCAGGCAACAGCUCGAACAAGCCGCCAGAUUAUACGGGCGGAGAGGAUGUGGAGAUGGCCGAUGCAUCGGGUAUCGUUUCCGGCGAUAGCAUCAGAGGAGGUCUUCAAAACCCCUUGUCAAAGGCAACAGUCCUGAGGCCAGACGGUUCGACACAGAGCAACAACAACAGCGACCUCACUAGUAGCAGGGACAACAGAGCAGCAUCAGAUGCAGUUUCCGCCGAAGUUCCUCCGGAAGAGCUCUUCAUCCAUCCGCUCUUCCACCUACCGCCGGCCGCGCGCACGGAGCGAGACCUGGGCUUACCGGAGCAGGAGGCCGAGGAGGUCCGGCGGCUGCUGCUGCUGUACGUGCAGAAGCAGGAGGAGAUCUGCCGGGGCACCAAGCGGCUCUUUGAGGGCCUGCUCAAGGCGGAUCGGUACCGCAGGACGGUGUGGCAGUGGGCCAAGGCUGAGGCGCACUGCGGGCCGAACCGGGACAUGUCCGACGGCGAGGACUGGUACGACAAGGAGGAGUGGGGCUUGACCGAGGACCUGAAGAAGGGUGAGGACGAGGUCGAGGAGGACACGACGCAGACGCAGAAGAAGACGAGGAACCGGAAGUGA